Molecule: messenger RNA, 845 nt
Organism: Gadus morhua (Atlantic cod)
Lineage: Eukaryota; Metazoa; Chordata; Actinopteri; Gadiformes; Gadidae
Exons: 4
Coding region: 120-845 (241 amino acids)
Source: RefSeq, a predicted model, not a curated record
AGGAAGGCGAGGAGAGUGACGGCCAGCGGACGGAGAGGGGCGGCGGCGUGGUGGACAGGAGAUCGGACGGAGAAGGAGACGGAGACAGGGAGAGCGUCCCAGGAGUGAUUGCGGAGGAGAUGGAACGGGUGGGAGGAGUCGAGGAGCGGAGGGAGAUGGACGACGAUUGUGGAGUGGAGAGGGAAGGAGUGAAAGAGACGGAGUUGGUGAAGGAGGCGCGGAGGUCGGCUGACAGCACGCGAGCGGGGAGUGGUGCGGAUUGUGGAGCGAAGGAGCUGCGUCUACCGAGCAGAGAGGCGAGGAGGCAGGAGGAGAGUGAAGAGGACAUGGACAUAUCGACUGUCAAGCGUUGGCAAAACAAACGAAAGGCUGCCAAGGAAAGAGUCCGUGCAGAGGGGAUUAAAGGGCCGCGGUCUGUUGGGUCGGGUCCUGCUCCCCGGGCGGGGUGGAUGGCCGCGGGGUCUUUCGGGUGCGGCAGUGGCGUGUAUGUGUGUCUGUGUGCUCGGUCCGUGGGGGGUGCCCGCCCUCCGCGGGUCGGGUGCACAUAUGUGCCCGCAUGUUGCUGUCGCGUUGGGGGGGCCUUUCGGCCACUUCAAUGUGGCUACACAGGCACCAUGGAGGCCACCACUCUGGUGCUGUUGGUCCUGCUGGACAGUCUCCUUGUGUCGUCCAGCAGACCGUUCCGUAGCUCUUCAGGUGGGCCUCCCAUGUGCGGGCACUCCCGCGACUCCCGGCCGCCACGUCUCCUGUCGUGCCCCGGCCGCAGCACCCUGCGGCCCGGGUACCGUGACAUUGGGCACCGCGACCACUCCCGCGUCUCCCGCAACUCCCGCCGUGCCCCGUGA